GAUGCAGAAUUACGGCCGCGUAUUACCUUCAGAGUAUACUUACCGCAGCCGACCGACCUGCCGAGCCGAGACCAUACUUACCCGAAGCACCUGUUACGCCCAUCUACCUAACCUUGGGUGGGGAUUAGUGUCCACACGAUCCCAAGGGUGCAAGCCCAUGCGAGUGUCCUACAACGUUCCCAGGCACUCCUAACCCGAAUAGCCCGCCCGCUGAUCGUAGCCGAACUCACCUACAAGCAAAGGGCGAAACGUUGAGGCACAGGCGAAGGAUUGCACAGGUCAGUGUCAGCGGCGAGGAGGAAUGGCUGGCGAGGGCGGCGAGUCAGGACAAAAACUAAGACACACAGCCCAGCCCAGCCCCAGCCCCAAGAAAGAGUUAGUAGUGAAAGAAAGAGAAAGAGGGCCAAGGCGCUGUGUACGCGACCCGCAUGGAGCGCCACAAAAACAGGGCGUCCAACCUGCUGCUGCCGCCGGGCCCGCAGCUGCAGAUGCGCCGGGCCACCCCGGCGGACCACGAGGCGCUGGUGGAGGCGGCACUCAAGUGCAUGUGGGUCCGCAGCGAGCACGUGGCGGAGCUGCAGGCGUUCCUGCGUUCCCUGAUGAUCCGGGCCGUGAGCUCCUGCGGCGUGGUGGGCUUCUUCCUGCUGCCCAUGUGGCUGGUGACCUGCACGGUGGUGUCGGAAACGCCGGAGCGCAACGACAAGGCCAAGGCGGGCGGCGCCCAGAGCGUCAUUGCCAACGAGGUGAGUCCGCGCCUGCACUGCACCCUGGACGAGCUGAUGGACAAGCUGGUGGAGCUGCACUUCGUCGAGCCGCAGCCGGACUGGGCCACGCGCCCGGGACUGCCCGCAGACCUGGUCAGCUGGGUCAUGCGCGCCGUCACCCAGGUGCUCGUGAUCGCGCUGGUCAUGGACAGCGCGGGCGUGCUGCACCUCGACCUUGAGCACUCGCCGCCGCCGCCGCCCAGCUGCAGAAGCAGCCCAAGGCAGUCGGCAAGCCCGCGGCAAAGGCCGCAGCCGGCACCAGGCCAUGUGCUGGCAUGCGGAGGCCCGCUGCCGCCGGCUCCUCCAUCCUCCGCGCCUGCACCUGCACCUGCGCCUGCGGUCGCAGUGGCUGCCGCGCAGGCUGCCGUGGCCGACGCAGCCAGCAAGCAGCGCGAGGCGGCUGAGCAGGCCCAGGCCGCCGCGGCCGCUGCCGUGCAGGCCCAGCAGCGCGCCCAAGAGAAGGCGAGCCGGCUGUUGCCGCAAGCAGUCCAGGGCAUCGCCCUGGUGGACGCCGUGGCGGUCACCUGCGCGUUCGGGCCCAAGAGCCUUGACCGCGACGUGAUGCUGCAAUUCUCCUCCGCCAAGCCACAGCCGCGCCCGUCCGUCAGCACGCGGUCGCAGGUCAAGGCGGCGCAGCAGCGCGCCGCUGCCGUGCCGCCGGACGCGGUGGCCGAGGCGGGCAAGGCGGGCGCCAGUGCAGGCGCCGCCUCGGCUGAUGCGGGCGGCGGCGGCGGCGGCGGUGGCGGCGCUGCUGCUGCCUUCAGCGACCUGGUGUAUCCUGGAGUUGCGGCUUCCAUGGCGGACCUCCAGGCGUGGCUGCCGGGCAGGCUGCAGUCCCGCGCUCUGGAGUCACGCGACCGCUCCGGCGAGCGCCUCCUGUCCGGUGUGCAGGCAGCGUCCUGCAGGCCGCUGGGUGAGCUGCCCAAGGUGCUGCGCAAAGCGGCCGCGGCCGGCAAAGCCGAGGUGCAGGUGGUUCCCCGGCUGGACGGGCAGCUGACCGCGCUGCUGGAGAGCCUGCAGCGGCAGAGCGGCGAAGGCGUGGACGCGGCCCGCCUGACGGAGACUGAGCAGGCGGGGUUGCGCGGCUACCUGCUGCGUGCUGUACACGUGUACACACACGUGUUCAACCUGCUGCUGCUGCGGGGGCAGCGGCUGCAGGCGGCGGCGCAGCAGCGCCCCAACAUGCGGCUGCAGCUGCGCGCGCAGGAGACCGAAGCAGCUGACCGACUUCAUAGGGCGGCGACUGCCGCUCCUCCUCCUCGUCCUCCUGCUGGCGUCCUUGCUGGCACGGCAGGAGCUGGCGUCCUUGCGAGGAGCUGGCGUCCUUGCUGGCACGGUAGGCGCGGCAGGCAAGCAUCUCGCCCGACAUUAACGACGGGCAAUAUUCCGUCCGACGCCGCCGCGUCGGCAGCCUCCACCAGCACUGGCGCCUCGCCCAGUCCCUGGCCCAGCCCGUGGCCCAGCCCCGAGGCCAGCCGCACGGAGGAGGAGUUGCUGCAGCGGGCCAGGCCGCUGCUGGCACGGGCAGGGCCGCCGGAGCAGCAGCAGCGGGAGGAGGAUGCCGCCGCUGCGCUGCAGCUGCUGCAGGGCAGCGCGGCAGGGCCCACGAGCCGGCUGGAGGCGCCGGCCGUGCCCCGUGUCUUGGAGCUGCUGCAGUGGCGCGCGGGGGCAGCGGUGCCGAUGACCGCCGGGGCGCAGGAGUUCAUGGCGCGGCUGCUACAGGGGACGCGACGUGGGGAGCUGGGCCGCGCCGAGCGGCAGCGGGGAGCGGCGGCUGGGGCGGCGGCGGGCGUAGGCAUGAAGGACGCGGCCGGUGCGGGGACGCAGCCGCAGCCUCCGCAGCAACCGCAGCAGCCACAGCGGCCGCAACGUGAACGCCGCCGUAACACGAUGCGGCCAUAGCAUCUGCAGUGGCGGGCUGGGCGAGGCGGGGCAUGGAGCGUGUGGGCUGGGCAGGCACAGGAGGGAGUGAAUGGGAGCAUGGGAGCGCCGGGUGGCUAGCGGUGGAGGUGGUGGAGGUGGAAAUGGCGCGCAGGCAGGCAGGCAGCGGAAACGCGCGUGGCACAUGCACACGUCAAGGGUACAGACAAGUGGGCUGCUGUCGGUACUGCCGCUGCUGUCAGUUGCUUUGGCCGCAGAGGGCGAGGCGGAGGAGUGGAGGAGGUGGUGGAGGUGUGGCAUGACGGUGAGGCGACCACUGACUGCGGUGGCAUUUGCAGCGCCUGUGGCUGGUUUGGAAGCGGCACAUGCACGCUCUGCCGUAGUAAGUGCGUGAGACGCCAGGCAACCGGUGAACCCAAAUGUUACAUACAGCAGACUCCGGCUCGCGCCGUGCACGCACGCGCUCACUGCCGCGCUCUGCCGAGCGUGUGUGGAUGUUAUCUGCCGUCAGCAUCGGUGUGAGCACCUUGCACACGCUGUGUAGCAUUCCGCAUCUAUCAGUGGUGUCGUACGUCUAGUCCAAAUCUCUUUCAGACAGCAAGCUCAAGUACCGUAGGUUGAUCCAUGCUACCCAAGUCGUACGCACAUCAGCUUUGCUAUGUAGACCGUGCUCUCCUUCACGUCAGCAAAUCUCAGCAUACGCAUCACACGUAAGCAAACCAUGCCGCUCGCCCUCACUACAGCGAGCGCACAACCUGGUGCUUCUAGGCAGGUGUUAGUUCCGGUUUGCGGUGAUUGGCCAACAACACAUGCAGAACUGCUGUUUCCGCCUCGUUCACAUGCCAGCACGGUCGAACGCUCCAGCAUCGUGUCGCCGCCGCGCGCGACCAAGCGCCAUAUCCGGCUGUUAUCUAGAUGGAAGAGGGUCGUGGAAGCGAUAAAGUCGAAGACAGAGCCCACAGUGGCAUCGACAGGUCCCACGAACGUGACGAGUCAGAGGGGUGGUAUGGGGUAUAGGAUUGGUCCCGCCGCCGGUCACCCCUCCGUGGAUUGGAUUGGCCAGAGUAGGAUUGGACCCAGCACUUGAGGAUUGGGUUUGACUGGCCAGGGAUUGGAACACCACUUUUGAGGAUUGGGUCCUGAUACCGCUGCAAGGCUGAUACGGGUCUGUCCUUAGGGUUUCGGAUAGGGGGACCUGGAGCGCAGUGCACACUCGGCGCCCCUGGUACCCGCCCCACUCCGCCCCUCACCACCCGUGCCGCCCCCGAACCCCACCGACCCCACCGGGGCCCUUGCAAGUCAACACGGUUCGUGACGGGUUCACAAUCGGCACUAAUGCACCGGCUGAAUGCACCACUCCCCACUCCUGACUAACCACACGAUAUCCUAACGUAAGCAAGCGAAGCCCGCGCAUUUGCCGGGGCUCUCGCACAAACAAUUUGGGCAAGUCCUUGGAAACGAGCCAACUUGAAGUGGUUCAAAGCGGCAUUAAGCUGCAGUGCACGCCCAUGCUUGCUGGAGACCAAGGACAGGACUAUUAGUGCUCGCCCCAGGAAGUGAACCAUUGGCGCACUUCUCCAUUUUGGCCGGGGGUGGGGGACGUGAUGCCUAGAGGAACACAGCAGCUGCAAUGCAGAUCGCUGUAUCCAUAUCAAGGUCUGGAAAGGGAGAACAGGCAGGGAACAAAACUGCUUAGCACACGCCGACACUGACGCAAACGCUGUAGACGCCGAUAAUAAUGUCCAAAUAUUGUAUUUAUUGGUAUCGUUAGUAUUAGUGACAAUUGUCAGCUGUAAAGCGAAAGGAGCAGAAGACGUCCAGACCUGCUUCUGACACGUUCUGACCAGCUGACUCGAACGCCCGGAAGACCGCGCCCGUGCGACCAGGACCCGGGCCGCGGGGACUUUGCCGUGGGGGAGGGGGGGGGAGACUGGAGCGGAGCUUGUGCGGAGGUGGGUGCGGCGUGAAACCUAUCGUGUCAGUGACUGGAGGUUUGGCAACGAGGGAAAACGACUUGGCGCCGUGGAGGAAGGAUUGGGUUUGGGACGGCAGGGAUUAGAACCUGGUAUUGAGGGAUUGGGUUUGGGACGGCAGGGAUUGGAACCAGGCUUUCAGGGAUUGGGAUAGGAACGGCGAGGAUUGGAACCAGGCUUUCAGGGAUUGGGAUAGGAACGGCGAGGAUUGGAACCCGGACCUCAGGGAUUGGGAUUGGAGGUCGCGGCACAUAGGAUAGCAAGUCGGUCUAUCCGGGGGUGACCAGAGGAUCGGUAGGAUCGGUACCCCAUACCACCCCUCCGGACGAGUUGCCCUGAAGGAAGCCUAAUGAAGAUUUGUAGCUCUUCCGUUUGUGAACUUUGGCUGAUAGCGCGAGGAGCAAAGCUCAGGUGAACCGUUGCCAGAGCCGCCAGCACUAACACGAAUGUUAACAUUGACAGCACUACGUGCGCAGUAAGCGCUGAGGUGGGUUGGUCGGCCUGGAGCCAUACAAGCCCGCUGUGAAGCGCGCUCUGAAGGCCCCAGGCCGCCACCAACGGAACAAGGCCCGUUGGCAGACGUAUCAUGAGUGAUUCAUGAGUUCGUCAGUCAUGUUUAUGUUUACAAGAGAAUAGAGGUCAAACGAGGCAAGGGGCAAACACUUGGUGGUGGGCGACCGAUUGCACCGGUGUCACUGAUGCUCGCCUGUGCCAAUGCCUUUGCUUACUGUAUCUAGGCUUAUAGGCUUGUUGUAAGCAGUAUCGGCA
Messenger RNA from Chlamydomonas reinhardtii, 5386 nucleotides. RefSeq lists its product as uncharacterized. The transcript has 8 exons. The coding region runs from base 429 to 2666 and encodes 745 amino acids. NCBI's taxonomy places the organism in Eukaryota, Viridiplantae, Chlorophyta, Chlorophyceae, Chlamydomonadales, Chlamydomonadaceae. The record is from RefSeq and is a predicted model, not a curated record.